CAGCCAAUUCAACAAUGUAAACUACCAACACUGACAAUCAUUUUCGUGUAAAUUGAAAGCAAGCGUAGCGCGAUUUUAUGAUAUUGCGUAUUAAUUUGGCAAAUUUUUAUAUCGCAAAUUCUGAAUUAUAUUACAUAAAAUCAUGUGCAUGAACUCUUGAAAGUAGUUAAUAGAAAAAUUGGGCAAGAUGGUGUCGACGAGGCAAAUGAGUAGUAUAGGAGGUGGUGGAAAUGGAAGUAGUGAUGGUGCCGGUCCAUCUCAUGUGGAACCUGUAACCGUGGCGCGCGUUACCCGUCAUUCGAGUGCGCAGCUUCCAGGGGGCUCGUCUCCUCAUGGAAGUUCGAAAAACUCUUUACUUCCGACACCCAAGACCUUUAAUACAAACCUUCUGGAUCUACCAAUUGAAGUGAUGGAGAAGAUUUUUCGUUAUGUUGGAUUCAAAAAUGUGUCACAUCUCAGACUGGUCAACAGGCAGUUGAACAAUAUGUGCAGUAGCAUUUUGAAUUCAACUUUCCAAAGAUUACAAAACCAAAUGCUCCACCGUUUUCAAGCAAUCAAGGCAAAGAUGCCUCGUCGAGAGUCUGCCAGGAGAAGCCAUCCUCUUGCUUGUGAAUCUGAUAUUAUUGAAACAUUACAUAUGAGACUUAGUUUAUUGCAAAUGACCUUAGGAAAACACAUUGAGAGGAAACAUUGCUGUUUCUUUCCCGGAGAGAUUUUAGAUGAAGUGUAUAGUAUAUUAUCAUAUUUAAAAACAACAACUAAGUUAGCAAGACCAUACAAAGUAACAGAUGAAUUGUUUGACCUGACUACAAUGGCCAUGGAAUAUUUCAAAGAGCAUAUUGAACCCAAUUUGCCAGAAAUUACAUACUUUGGCACAGAUUUCUUUGAUAUCACAACUGCCUUCUCGCCGGGUGAGAGCAGUAAAUCGUACCUAUGUCUCGAUUCACCACCAGCGAGUGGUUUCGAGUCUUCCUCGCAACAGGCUGGCGGGAAUUCUUCGGGCGAUCGCCGCGUGUCCUCUCUAAAUCUAUACAUGGAGGAAAGCCUGCCUCCAUCUCCUCCACCACCACAGAGCAACAUGGUGCUCAGGAAACGGAUACACCGCAUCAAGCAGGGAAUGAAAAAAUACAAUGAUCAGUUGUCAGCCUUGCGCAGUGAUUUACGUAGCUGUAAGCGGAAAACAGCGUUGCAACAGAAGCAAAUCGCCGAACAACAGAAGCAGAUAGCGGAACAGCAGAAACAGACUCUCGAAUAUGCUAAUCGGUUGGAUGAUUAUGACAAGAAGAACGAGGAGACUAGCCGCAAAUUUCAGACACUAUUGCAGGAGCUGAAUAAGUGCAAGACAGAAUUACAGUACUGGCGUUCCCGUUCUCCGGCAGUUCCGCCUCUUUGUGCGGAGUGCGGCGCGUCACUACGACUCUCGCCCGUUGCGGCGCUUGCGCAGUGGCCAUCGGGCUCUAGCUCUGAAGCCAGCGUGGAAGCGAGUGGUAGUAAGGAACCUGUCGCUAGCGUCAUAGAGACUCCCACAGAAAUUCCCCUAAAAACUGAACAGAAGUCGGAGGCGAGUAGUGGCGAAGAAACGGCCGUUAGCACACCGCCGAAUCGUCGCCGGGCGUCGGCCGAUGCCGCAUCUGCAACACCGGAUCGUAAGAAGCGACGCCUUACCCGCCCAAGGAAACUCUGAAACCACAAGGUCUAUUUCACGCGUUCGACAUUUGAAUCUUUGAAAAAGCAAUUCCAAGUUUGAGCCUUUGACUCGGAGAUAUGGAUUGUUUCACGCGGUUUUGAGAUUCUCUUUACGCGUUCCAUUUUUGAACUACAAGCAUGUUCCAUUGGGAACUCAAAUCUCUCUCGCGUUCUAAAUUUGAAAUAUUAAAUUAACAACUCCAUUUAUAAACUCUUAAACAGAGUUGUGAAAUUUGUAUGGGAUGUUGGAUGUGUGUUUUGAAACAAAAUGUUUCACUUGUUCUAUAUUUGACCAUAUAAUUUAUUUUAGGUUUGAACCUUUAAAUUUCAAACAAUGUCAUCAAAGAUCGUAACUUUAUGAAGAUAAUAUAAUAUUUCACUGAUUAUUUGAAAUUGGAACAGGUUCCUUAUUGAAAACACUAUUUUAUUCUAGAAAUUUAAAAAAAAAAGGUUUGUUCCAUUUUGGAACUUUUUUUUUAAAUAUUCAAAAUAGUUUUAAAUUUAUCGUCGAUUUGAUAAUGUCGUCGUCGAUGAAUAAUUCAUCUAUUACUCAGUAUCAGAUGUGUUUAUUAUAAAUACCAUCUUUGUCAUCCUCAACACGUUUUUAUUUUACACUAUGAGGGAAAGAGAGCAGAUAAUAUCCGUAUAAAAAUAUAAUAAUUUAUCUAUAAAAUACAAGGUACUAAACCAUGAAUACUUUUAAGUUAUAUACAAAAAAUACAUUAAGUAAAAAAUCCAGUUAUUUUCAACAUAAGCAAACAUACUUGGGUAUAUGAAGGACUUACUUUAAUGAUUACGUUUGUAAUCUUAGUUGUAGUGCAUGUCCAAUUUCAUUGCUUACUAAUGUUUUUCAUUUCUUAACUUGUAUUAAUUGUACUAAAAAAUUUAUGUCUAAUUGACAAAAAAGGCUACAUAAUUUUUUGUUAAAAAAAAUUCACUAGAGUAAUCGUUUAUGGUACAAAUGCAUGUUGUUGUAUACUCUACAUCAUAGAUCAUUCAAUAGCUAUUGAAUGUUGUUAACGCUCGUGUGACUUAGCAAAUGAGUGUUUUUUUUACAGAUUGACAAUUUACACAAAACAUGGCUUUUGGGGUGUUAAAAAAAUUUAACAAUUUACAAGUUAUUUCGUUCGGUUUUAGUUAUAUUAGUUAUUAAAAUUAUAAUAUUUUAACUAAAAUACACAAGUAGAGUGCAUUUAUAUGACAUCGAAAUUGCUUAGGGUUAAUGUUGGAAAUUGAAGAAUUCAAACUAACACAUUUUAUGAAUUCGACUUAUAACACUUAAAUCUUACCUUCACAGUGGAGACUUAGAGAUAUGUGUAUUAACGCGCGUCAUUAUGUACUCUGAGGGUAGAUUCAAUUAAGUAUUAAUCCAUGUAGUGACAUCGGAAAUCUAUUUGGAUAUGAUUAAGUGAAGGCGAAAUAAUAAUGCUUUAGACAAAUGUACUUGGCAAUCGUGACCCGUUAUCGCCAGUUUGGAUAAGUAUGGUCAGAUGACCAUGCAGCAAUUACAAAAAAAAAUUCACUAAAUCUUUUUAAAGUCGGACAUAAGCAAAAAUGUGACCGCGUAUAAAAAUAAAUGACGCAAACUAUGAACUAUGAAAGGAAAUGUUAUUGUAAAUACAUUGUGUAUAAAAUUACAUAAUAACUGUAUAUAUUGUGGCAUGGAGUAUAGUUAAAAAAAUAUUUUAGUACGUGUUUUAAAAAUUCAGAAACGGCUUCACACAACAUAUCAAAUAAUUUCAGUUACCUUAGAAUAAUUGAGUAAAAUUCGAAACGCACAAUAUUAGCCCCUAAUCAACGAUCAGUCAUAUUCUCGUCUCUUUCUGUCAAAUUGUGUUUAUGCUGUGAUGAAAAGAGAUAGUUGGCUUAAACAGUGCAAUUGAUUAUUUAUCAGAGUCUUUGAAUUAUAUUGCUUUGUGUUGAUUUUUUUCCUAGAGACAGGAUAUAACUCUAACUGCAUUAACUCAUUAACUGAGUUUCGCAUUACUGCCUAAUAAAUUAUUCAGUUUAUUCAUACAAAACUAAAUCAGUCUUAACUGUGGUUUAAGUAAAGAAGUGAUUUCACUUUUACACAUUGAUCUUAUUGUGUUCUGUAGGAAAAGGUGUUUUACAGUGUAAAAACUGAUUUAGUUAAAAAUGUGUUUUAUCUAAUUUCAUUGGCUUUUAUUUUAUUAUAUUCAGUAGUCUUAGAACAAACACAAUAAUCAAAAUUCGAUACAUAUAUUCCAUACAUUUGGUAUGGGUUAAUACAUAUUUCAUGCCUUCUUAAAUUUGCGUGAAUAUUGUCGGAUUUAAUGCGUUCAUAGACAACAGAAAAAAAUGUAUAAUCAAUAAUUUAUCGACAUUCAAGGACAACGAAUUCAAUUUUAAAGCCGCGGUAACGUUCAACGUUUAAGAAUUGUAGUAAAAGUCUUAUUGAUCCUAACUAUAAUAAACUUUUUUUUUCUGUCAGCUAAUCUUAUACCACAUUGGAUUUUUUUUGUUGCGGGUAGUUCAAAAACUCCCAGUAUCGGCUUUGUAUAUAAGUUAAAAACGCUUGCAUAUUAUCUGAAACUGAAUUUCACAAUUCUCAUGCAUUUCAAGGCAUUGCUUUGUUAUAUUUUGUAUAUAAAAUGUACAUACUAUGUGUGUAGAAUCGUAGAUUAUAUAAGUCAAUACAAAAUACAGAUGUUAAUAGUUUGUAUAUUUUUUUAAUUAAAUAUAAUUUGUUUUAGUGCAAUUUCAUAUUUAUCUAUUUCGCUUUAUUUAAAUUCGCUUGAAUUGGUUUAUAUAAGUUAUUUGUCUAUGGAUAGAGGAUUAGGUUCUAAUCUCUAAAGAUGGUUUACGCAUGAAAGCCUAAAACUCAGUUUUAUGUAUUUGUAAUGUUAAGUUAGUUUUAUUUUGCAAAAAAAAAAUAUAAAAAUGCCUUAAGGCCUAUUGGAGUGCAAAUUUUAUUUUAAGUGAUACUUUGGAGUAUGCAAAAAAAUGGUUGAUUAACGUUAGUUAAUUGUUAAUUCACUUAAUAAAAAUAUGUAAAUAGAUGCAUUUGCAAUUUGAAUAAUUUAAAUAUCUUGCUGCAAGUACAGUUGUUGUUAGUUUCUUUUGAAAAUAAAUGAUUAGCAGAGCUUAAAGGUAUAGUUCUGAUCACAUAUAUUAAUUUUAUGCAUUUUUUUACAUGAGUAAAAUAGAUUAACAUCUGAACCCAAUAAUUAAUCCACAAACAAUCUGAGUUCAGACAGUUAUGUUUAAAACAUAUCAAUUAGCUUUUUAAUUAUUUUUAAAAACUGGUGUAAGUUAAAAUUUUGAGAUAGGAUAUUGGUACAAUUGAACUGUCAUUUUGCAUACAAAGGUCUUUCGACAUACACCGAUCCGAUCUACCAUGGAUGGCUAGUAUCGAUAGAUGUCUAUUACAAUCUGUCGAUUGGUUAUUGGCACACUAUUAUCAAUAUUUGGAUUAGGUUGUCUAUCUCAGAUGGUAAAAAAUGGAUUGGGAUUGGUUAUUGGGUUUGGGCGUUAAAAACUUGGUGACAAAACAUUUGAAACCAAUUUAUUUUUUUAUUGCUGACCAAUGUUUGCUUUCAAAGGUAACUAACUAAUAUUAGCCAAUUUUUUGCUGUACAUAUAGUUAAGUAGUGUUUUAUUUUCAUAAUCAAUAGUUCUCUGGAUUACGAGCUGCUUUCCAAAUAUUUUCAUUUUAAUUGACACCCAAGCAACCCUAAAGGUAGAAUAUUACUAUCGUGCCUAAAUUAGUACUUAAAAGCACAUUGAAAUAUUUGUCCUCUGAAACGCUUAAAAUUUCAAUAGUGCAAUAAUUAUCCAUCGAAUGGUUAAAUUUGCGUUUAAUGGUUAUAGUGUUGAACAUUGUGCGGGAACAUUACAAUACGUUGUGCUCGGGUACAACUGUAAGACUGUCAAUUGGUGUAGAUAUUAUAUAUUAUAUAGUAUUUUUAUUAGACAAAAUACAAUAAAUGUGUGAAGUCAA
Pieris rapae (cabbage white) is the source of this 5647-nucleotide messenger RNA. RefSeq names its product F-box only protein 28 (gene dmpd). Bases 188 to 1684 code for a protein of 498 amino acids. Gene Ontology annotation, biological process: positive regulation of DNA-templated transcription. Gene Ontology annotation, molecular function: protein binding; transcription coactivator activity. NCBI's taxonomy places the organism in Eukaryota, Metazoa, Arthropoda, Insecta, Lepidoptera, Pieridae. The transcript is spliced from 8 exons. The record is from RefSeq and is a predicted model, not a curated record. Gene Ontology annotation, cellular component: nucleus.